UGAGAAUUGCAAAGCUUGAAGCAGACAGUCAUCAGUGAAGUAGCCAGUCAGUCGCAAUACAAAUACAUAUUUACCUAUUCACUCGCAUUAAUUUACGGUGCAGUAUUUGUAAAAACACAGUGGAAAUUUGCGUGAAGAAUUAAUCGUGUUUUUAAAUAGUAAAACUCUCUACAGUGCUAAUUAAAUAUAAAUGAACAAACAAAAUAUUGCAAAAGACAUCAGUACUAGCUGCGAAAGUAAAAACGAAAAGGCGAAGUUUGGUCUACAACAACUUUGUCUUGCAUCGAUGGUGAUUGUGGGUGGGGAAGUGCGCUUCGAUUUUUCACCAGAGCAUACAAUAUUCGAUUAACGCGAGCUAUAAUUACUUUUCACAGCAAUUUCGUGACUUCAAAUAAACGACAGUCAGAGCCAACAGUGUUUUUAUUAUCACACUGUGGAGUCUGGGCCAAUUGUGUACGUUCCCAGGUUACAUCUUUCCAACAAUUUGAUUUGGCUUAUGCGCACCCAAUACCCGUAACAUGCGCUCCCUGGCUGACGAAACCAGGAAAUUAACGUUGAACAACAACAAUAAUAACAACAACACCUCGACGACCAUAGCGAUUGUUACGCAGUCAAAAAAUAAUAAAUCGAAUAAAAUUUACAAGAUGCAACAGCAAGUCAACGUAAUGACCAGCGCCACCACGGGUGUUCAUCAAAAGCAACAGCAUCAGCAGCAACAAAAGCAAAUUAAGCAACAGCAGAACAACAACUCCACAACAAUUAGCCUGCCUAAAGCUUCACAUGCGAACACAAGUGAAGAGAUUGCCGGCGGUGUGCAGGACACUAUCUAUUUGUGCAACUUUCGCGUCUCCGUUGACGGCGAUUGGCUUUGCCUGAAGGAGCUACAAGAUCUUGACAUUGGGCAGCAGCAUAGUGGCGGCGGUGGCACCAGUACCAGCGUCUAUGGCGUACAUCGCGGCACACAGCUGGGGCAAAAGAACAAACGCUAUUCGGGAAUGUCGAACGGUUUGGAUGAUAAUGGUAUAUUGACUGUCCGUAACUUGCUGGGUCGUCGUUUUAACGAUGCACCCGAACAUGUGCACAAGACGAACGGUUCGUCGUCGUCGUCGUUGUCGCACUUGCUUACCGCACGACAUGCACAUGCAGAUAAUGGCUUGAUUGGUGUGUUUGGUGUUGGUGGUACUGGUGAAUGGUCCAAUCACCCACGCGAUCCAGCUGAAAUCGAACGCAGUAAUCUCGUAAAUAUUUGCAAACUCGUGGUAAAGGAACUAUUAGAGCAGUCGCUACGUUUCGGACGUAUGUUGGACUCGGACCACCUACCACUGCAACACUUUUUCAUCGUCAUAGAGCAUGUACUGGGUCAUGGCUUGCGUCCAAAGAAGGGUCUUUUGGGGCCACGUAAAGAAUUGUGGGAUCUGUUGCAGAGCGUAGAAAACUAUUGUCCCGAGGCGCAGGACAUCACCGCAAGUGUACGUGAUUUGCCCACCGUGCGCACACAUAUUGGACGCGCUCGCGCUUGGCUACGCAUAGCGCUGAUGCAGAAGAAAUUGGCCGAUUAUUUGCAGGCACUUAUCGAGCAUCGCGACGAUUCGCUCUACGAAUACUACGAACCGCAUGCGUUAAUGAUGAGCGACGAGAUUGUGGUCAUAAUGGGCAUUUUGGUGGGUCUAAAUGUCAUCGAUUGUAAUUUGUGCGUGAAAGAGGAAGAUUUGGAUUCGCAACAGGGUGUUAUCGACUUCUCACUUUACUUGCGUUCGAGUUCGCGCAGUAACGAGAACGACGAAGAGAUCAAUCAGUCAUUGGAGGCGAAUGGUCAGGGCAACAUGAUUGCCGUGUUGGACCAAAAGAACUAUAUUGAAGAGCUCAAUCGGCACUUAAAUGCCACAGUCGGUAAUCUACAGGCCAAGGUUGAAUCGCUUACAACAACAAAUGCGCUCAUGAAGGAGGAUCUAGCGAUUGCGCGCAAUAGCCUCUUAGCCUUACAAGCCGAGAAUCAGGCACUACGUCAAAAUGCCACCGUUACCAAAGAUGUUUCUGCAGCAAACGCGGAAGCCAGUCCAAACAAAUCGUCAGAUCGUGCGAAUAAAGCAACGAUCGACACACUCAACGCCGAAUUGAGUGAAGAGAAAAAGAAAAAUGCCGAACUCGAUAAGGAGUUGAAACUACAAGUAUCCCUGAAGGCCGAAUCCGAUGUGGCAAUGAAAUUGCUUGAGAAGGAUAUACACGAAAAGCAGGAUACAAUCGUAUCGCUGCGACGCCAAUUGGACGAUAUAAAACAAAUUAAUUUGGAAAUGUAUCGCAAAUUACAGGAAUGUGAAGACGAGCUGACCCAGAAGGGAGAAAUGGUAUCACGCCUACAAACGAAAGCUUCACAAAUCGGCAACAUACUGCAAUCGCUCGAGAGAAAAUACGAAUCUAAGCUAGAGCAGCAGCAGCAACAGCAGCAAUUGACUGGCCAACCGAUUGGCGAUAAAUCGCCCGCGUCACGACGUCAACAAAAUCUACAGAAAUUCGAGGCGCUCACCAAAAAGCAUCGGCAGGACAUUGGACCGCCAGUGAAGCGUUUGCAUUUGAAAGUCGACGCCAUACCACCAUUCAAUCCCAAUAAUUAUCGCAAGUCACCAUCGGCCACGGUCGCACCCGACAAACUAGAGGCUGAGGGCGAACUCAAAACACCAACUUCAGCGAAAUCGUUUACCGAAGUGGCUAAAUCCUAUCCGGAAAAGCCGAUGGACACCUGCAAAAGUGACUAUGCCUUGUCGCAAGAGAAAAUCUAAAACUGAGAAUAUGUUAGAUACUUAUUUAAGCAUUAAUUAAAUUCAAAAUUACUUGAUGUUAAGCAUUUAUUUUACAAAAACGAAAAUAAUAAUAACAAUAAUAAUCGAAAAUCAUUUAGAAAACUAGUGGAGAGUUUCGUUAGUGAUUUCUAUUAGUCUUUAUAGCGCUAUGUAUGUGUUUAGACGCUGCAAAGCUGCAAAAAAUUAUGUAAAAAUAUUUUGAAAAUUUUGAAAAAAGUUAAUUGAAAGUUUAAAGUCUCAAUUAAAAUCAUAUUUGAUUUGAAAAAUAUAAAAUAAAGUAAAACAACAACAAUAAUAAUGUAUAGUUGUCGUUAGCGUAAAGUAUGGCUUACAUUUCUCAAGUCCUUAUAGCUGUGAACAGUCAUUACUAAUACUCGUAUUCGCAUACUAAAGGCCUUUUUAUUAACUUAGGAGAUAUAUGUUGACGGAAAAAUACCUACAUACAUAUAUUAAAGAAAAUUAGAAGUCUAGAUAAAUACAUGCAUACUUACAUACAUACAUAUUUAGCUACAUAUACAAACAUGCAUACAUAUAUUGUUGUUAAAAAUAUGGAUGUUAAAAUGUAUUUGAAUUUUAAGAUAAGGCGCAAAAUAUCUGCAGUCUCUUCAAAAGUACAAUGCUAUAUUCUUACAGAUUACAUACAUACAUACAUAUGUACAGACAUACAUGUAAACAUAAAUGAUAUGAUACCUGUGCGUAGAUAUACCGAAAAGUUACUAUGUAUGUACACAUAAAAUCAAUCAGAGGAGUUUAGUACUCAGACAUUAUAGAUUAUAGCAACUAAACAUACAUACAUACAAACAUAUAUAAUUAUACAUACAUAGGUAUGCUUUAUGGAGCUGCAUCCACUUGAACGUGGUGUAAGGGUCAAAACCCAACCAUUUACCGAAAUGACAAAAAUAGCUGUACGUGAUGGCAAAAUGUUGAGCUCAAAUUCGUAAUCCGAACCCCUCAAAUAGCCCAUAAACCUCUUAGCUCAUCAGUCCAUAAUUUUUCCUUCAGAUUUGCUGAGUAGUGUAAUCGGCGAUUUAUUUUCAAAAUUUUUGAAUUUUAUUAAUCCCGCAGUUGAUUUCCAGGCAGACCACCGGAAAAAAGUGUUAGGCGUUGCAGAAGAUUUCAUACCAAACCAAAAAAAAACUAGUCUUUUAGAUAAAUGCAGCCAAUCAUCAAAGGACUAGUCAAAAUUUGAUUACUCACAUCAUGAUGGUUUCGAAAACAAGCGGUUGUUGUACUAGAAAUGCUUCACCAUCAGAAAAAGCCCGCACACAGGGAGAUUGUGUCUCAUAACUAAGAUGGUCAUGAAAAGUUUUCAAGUCGCUCAGGCCAGCCGUUUCAAAGAAAUUUUCCUCGCCAACUCUGAAAAUAGCGUUUCGAGGAAAACGCAUUGAACGUUUUGGGGCCGUUUACACUACAAUACAAUUUUUUACAAAUGUGCUUAUAUCUCCGCAACCAAUUGCCGAAUCAACUUCAAAUUCUCGGAGCAUAUUCUCAUAUAUAAGUACAUACAUUCGAUAUAAUAUACAUAUGUAAAACAAAAAAAUCGAUUUUUGAUUUUGAUUUGCGAUUUGAAAUUCGCAAGUGAAUACAACCCCUUAAAGUGCAUAGCAGCAAAACCAUAUUAAUAUAUCUCGUCACCUAAAAUGCAAAACAGCGUAUCAUCAAAAAAUCUAAAUUGGGUUUUUUAUUGCUUACCACCA
Molecule: messenger RNA, 4495 nt
Organism: Bactrocera tryoni
Lineage: Eukaryota; Metazoa; Arthropoda; Insecta; Diptera; Tephritidae
Product: protein RUFY3
Exons: 7
Coding region: 519-2777 (752 amino acids)
Cellular component (GO): cytoplasm
Molecular function (GO): metal ion binding
Source: RefSeq, a predicted model, not a curated record